Molecule: messenger RNA, 423 nt
Organism: Rotaria sp. Silwood2
Lineage: Eukaryota; Metazoa; Rotifera; Eurotatoria; Philodinida; Philodinidae
Source: the annotation of a GenBank genome assembly
AUGAAUUCUUUAUUGUUAAAAACGACUGUUCGAUUGUCACGAGUCAACUUAUUUUCGAUUCCUCAGCGAACAUUAUUUGAUAUACAAAAUGUAUGGGGUCGUACGGCUGUUGAUACUCAAAAACCAAUUGAUUCGAGUCCUCUAGCAGAAAUUCCGAUACAAGAUGAAUCUGUUGGCCCUUUAUCCGGUGUACCUAGAGAUAUGUUUAAAGAACGACGUUGUCGAAUAUUUGUAUCUGCUCGUAAUGCAAUGCAAUCAGGAACAAAUAAUCAGAAAAAAUGGAAAGUUGAAUGGGACACAAAAGAACGUUGGGAAAAUCCAUUAAUGGGUUGGGCAUCAUCUGAUCCUCAUUCAUCAGUUAUAGUUGAAUUUGGUAGUAAAGAAGAUGCAAUCAUCUAUUGUGAACGAAUGGGUUCGUUAUAA